Molecule: messenger RNA, 984 nt
Organism: Penicillium cataractarum
Lineage: Eukaryota; Fungi; Ascomycota; Eurotiomycetes; Eurotiales; Aspergillaceae
Product: HVA22/TB2/DP1 family protein
Exons: 3
Coding region: 1-984 (327 amino acids)
Source: RefSeq, a predicted model, not a curated record
AUGUUCGGUAUCUUUGCGGACUUGUUGUCCUCCGUGAUCACCAUCCUAUUCCCCAUCUUCGCUUCCUACAAGGCCCUCCGCUCCGCCGAUCCAUCUCAACUGGCACCAUGGCUGAUGUACUGGGUGGUACUGUCCGUCGUGCUGUUGGUGGAAUCUUGGACAGUAUUUAUCAUCGGAUGGUUCCCCUUCUAUAGCUGGAUCCGCCUCUUUUUCAUGUGCUAUCUCGUUCUACCGCAGACUCAGGGAGCUCGCCUGCUCUACCAAGACUACAUUGAUCCAUUCUUGACCCACCACGAACGCGAGAUCGAGGAGUUUAUCGGUCGGUCGCACGAGCAGGCCAAGGCAUUGGGGUUGCAAUACUUCUACAAAGCUAUCGACUUGAUCCGGGAGAAGGUUAUGGGUCUUCCCCCACAACAGCCAGCGCCACCACCACCCUCCGGGCCCGCUGCCUAUGCUCAAUCCUUGCUCUCAAGAUUCAAUAUCCCAACUGUCGGUGCUCCAGCUGCGCCCGGCGCACCUACUGGCGCACCCGCGGCUGCCAACGAUUGGUACUCGAUCCUCGGCUCUGCCCUGGGAUCCGUCGCUUCGGCAGGCAAGCCCCGCGAAGCACACGAGGAGGAGCUAUCAGCCAGCGGCACCCUUCUCCAGCGCAAGUUGGAUACUAUGUCCGGCCCUGAGAAGGCCAGUUAUAUCUCCCGACAGCGGGAGGUGCUGGAUUUCCUGCGCUCGACUCUGAGUCGUGAGGAACAAGCGAUGGGUCGGAAUGAUGCCGAGAACGACGAUCUUGCCUACGGUGCUCCGCUACGAAAGGAUCUCAGCGAGACCUCAUUCGAUGUAGUCGACGACGAGGAUUUGGGGAGCCGCAGUGGCGCCCGGCGGACGAGCAGCCGGUGGACAUCGGGCUGGCUGGGUAACGAGCAUGACUCGUCGGGCUCAUCAGGCACCGACCACGCUGCUCGGACAUCCGGAUAUGAACGAUACUAA